Drosophila subobscura is the source of this 1803-nucleotide messenger RNA. RefSeq names its product protein Cep78 homolog. The record is from RefSeq and is a predicted model, not a curated record. Gene Ontology annotation, cellular component: centrosome. The coding region runs from base 1 to 1803 and encodes 600 amino acids. The transcript has 7 exons. Lineage: Eukaryota; Metazoa; Arthropoda; Insecta; Diptera; Drosophilidae.
AUGUCGCUCAGCCGUGUGUCGGAAAAGAAGCUAACCGUGCCUUCGCUGGUAAAGAAAUCGAGCCAGAACCGCUCGUUCUACUUUCGCUACUUGGAGCUGUGUCGCGCCAAGAGCUUGACACCAGUGCCCGAAAUUCGCAGGAAAUGCCAUGAGAUCAGCUCCCUGGAGCUCAACGCCGACAAGCUGAACGUAAGUGACUGGCUGCAGAUCAACGAGGCGCUGCACAAUGAUCUCUGCCUGAAGGCGCUGGUGCUGCGUCUGCAGCGCUCCUAUGAACCAAAUACAAUCGAUCCCAUCGACUCGGAGAAUCGGGCACGUCUCUUCAAACAGCGCCCGGUGGUAUUCACGCGUUUCAUUUUCCGUGGUCUCGUCCAGUCCAUCGCCCAUUGUGUGUCGAGCAACAUGAAUCUCACGGAGCUCAAGCUGGAGGGCCUGCCCCUCCAUGAAGGUUACAUCGAGUGCAUUGCCAAGUCGCUAGCCGCCAACAAAGGCUUGGAGAAAUUGAGCUUCCGCAGGUCCCCCAUUGGGGACAAGGGCUGCGAGUUGGUCUGCAAUAUGGCCAAGUCCUUCCAUCGCAUUGAGUUAUUCGAUCUCUCCGAGUGCUGCAUCACCUCCAAGGGGGCAGUUCAUGUGGCUGAAAUGAUUAAGAUGCAAAAAGUAUCCCGAUGGGGGCAGUCCCCCAAAGAUGAUUCCAUUUUGGGCUUGAGCACGCUCCUGCUCGCCAACAACCCCAAUAUUGGAGACGAGGGACUCCAAGGGAUCGCCGAAAUGCUGAAGGAGGAUGCCUGGAUACAGGUCGUGGACAUGCAGGACUGUGGCCUGACUGACAUUGGAGCUAAUUCAAUACUGGAGUGUCUGAACCAGAACAUUUCCAUCACGGAGUUCAAUGUGCGCAAUAACGAGGGAGUUAGCCAGCUUUUGCAACGCAGCAUUCGCAACCACCUGGGCACCCCAGAAGUCGAGAAGAAGCAGGAGUCGGAGGAUGAUCCCAGCGUGCCCAAGGGCAAACAGUUCACCAUUGACCAGCUGACCGCGAUCACCAAGGUACUUGAGCAUCAGCUCUCCCUUGAGCGGGCACUGCGACAGAAGGCCGAAGCGAUGUACACAAAGCUCAACAAUAAACUGUUGACCAUUGCUGGCCACAAACCCAUUGAUAAGGAGGAGCAGGAACACGAUAGCCGAUCCGAGGUGGAAGCCAACCACUCCCACAUGCCCAACGAAUAUCUAGAAAAGAUGUCAGAAGAUCCAUUAGACUCGGCAAUGCCUCCGUGCAGCAACUUGUCGUCUCCGCGCAGCAAAUUGUCGUCUCCGCGCAGCGACUUGUCCUCUCCGCGCAGCGACGUGUCCUCUCCGCGCAGCAACUUGUCGUCUCCGCGCAGCGACCGCUCAACGCUGUGUGAUGACGAGGAAUCUGAGGCACAGUAUGGCCACUCAGAUUUGCUGGAAAUAAAGAAGGUUCGCAGUUUUAGGAAGAAGCUGAAGACCACACGGUUGCAAGUGCGAAAGGUGUGCAGCGUGAUGCAAAACGAAGAGCGCAAGGGGAAGGGAGAAAAUAUGAAUCACGAGUCAACGUCGGAUAACGAAAUCGUCAACAAACGCCACCAAGUCGAGCAGGACAUUGGGGUCAGUAUUAUGGUAGCCGAGAAACAACACGGACGUGGUCGUAACAAAUCGAUGGACAAAUCAAUGCAGAAAUUCGAGCAGGACACGAUGAUCAAGGACGGUCCUAAGCAAGCGCGUGGUCGUAACGACGGAACUGGUGAGGGUCAAUGCUGUGGAAAGAUGCCGCACAGGAUCGAUUGA